Paramecium tetraurelia is the source of this 822-nucleotide messenger RNA. RefSeq lists its product as uncharacterized. Lineage: Eukaryota; Ciliophora; Oligohymenophorea; Peniculida; Parameciidae. The record is from RefSeq and is a predicted model, not a curated record. The transcript is spliced from 3 exons.
AACAUCAUUUGAUAGAUGAUAAUAACAUUGUUACUACUCAUAUAGAAAAUAAAUGCAGAUUGUAUUGCUAAUCAAUAUUUGACAUUUCCAAAAUAGGCUGAAUUAGUUUAUGCAGUUAAGAGGAUCACCAUAAAAUUAGAAGGAGAGUAUAUAAUUGGCUAUGGAGAUGAGUACGAAGUCAGAGACAAAUCAAAAAUAUCACUUAAGUAGGUACCAUCGGGAAUAAUUUUUGCACCUUCAAAUUUCGAAAUCUAUUGUCCAGCAGUCCACAUAUUAUCUAGAAAGGAUAGCAUUAAAUGUGAGAUCUAGUUGAAUAUGGAAAAAGUUCAGGAUGAUGAAACAGAUCCAACUUCAAUUCCACAGAAAGCUAAAUUUGUAAUUCCAAUAGAAGUAGAUAAAGAUAUUAAAUCGAAUCCAGUUUUCGAAAUAGAAAAUAACUUUUAGAUGAGAUUGAUGGAUUUGGCAAAAUAACUAGAAAAAUUAGCUUAUUAUCUAGAAUAUGAGAAUUGUGACAUUCUAGUCUAUAUUAUCCCUAAGCCCUUGUCAAUAUCCACAGAUUAGAUAACUCUUUUGCAAUAAUAUUCGAAAUCCAUACCUGAAGGAGCUACUGUGGAAGAGAUAGAAGAAUCUAAUAAAGGAGAGUUGUAUGUCGAAAACCUGUCCCUUGAUACUAAUUCAAGUACUCAUCAUUACGGUUUAAUCGCAAUUGUAAUCGGAGUCAUCGCUCUGGCAGCCAUCAGAGCAUUUAGUAAAAAGAAGGAGCAGUAGAACAAUCCUGAUUAACAACCAUUAAAUUAACAGGAACUUCAAAACUUAACUUGA